UUCAGCCCCCUUUUGAAAAACCCUAAAAAUGGAAAUCACCGAAGAACAACGAAAGCGAGCCGAAGCGAAUCGAUUAGCAGCCCUAGCAAAACGCAAAGCCUUGGCCGAAUCGUCCUCCGCCGACCCGUGGUCGCUUUUCAAGUGCCGGAAGCUCUCUCCGGACCUCAAACCCACCUCAAUUCGCCGCACCCGCGAUGCUUCAAGACCCGAAAUUUCACUGGCCGACCCGGUUUUGGAGAACCAGAUGUUCCGGGUCCGGCUCGAAAUCUGCUCGCCGGACUCGUUCUCGGCCACCCCCGUCGGAAUUCAAGGGUUCGCAUUUCCGGGGCAGGAAGAGUGCUUAAGGAGAUUGAGUGAUUGCUUGGCUAGUGUGAUGCCAUCCCACUACACGCAGAAUGACGGGGGUGGGAAGGCCGGUGUUUAUAAGCUGAGUGAGUGCAAGCAAGUUGUGAGAUGUUUGAAGAGCAACAAGGGUAUUGAUGUUGAAGAGAUACCUUGGACUACUUUCAAUGUUGUCAAGAGGUUCUCAGAGUCGUAUAUCACAGGUAUAUCACAGGGAAGUGGGUGCCGUGCAGGCCAGAACACUUGUCACAGGAUAAGGGGUGGACGGUGUCUCAUUGCAGACGAAAUGGGUCUUGGAAAGACUGUACAGGCUGCAUUGAGUCAGCAUUAUAAUGCAGUUGUGGGGAGUUAG
This is a messenger RNA of Argentina anserina (silverweed cinquefoil), 694 nucleotides long. RefSeq lists its product as uncharacterized. Gene Ontology annotation, biological process: DNA repair; replication fork processing. The record is from RefSeq and is a predicted model, not a curated record. Bases 29 to 694 code for a protein of 221 amino acids. The transcript is spliced from 4 exons. Gene Ontology annotation, cellular component: nuclear replication fork. Lineage: Eukaryota; Viridiplantae; Streptophyta; Magnoliopsida; Rosales; Rosaceae.